AUGGUGGGGAAUGGAGAGGCUAUUGAUGAGUGGGAUUAUCAAUUAUUUGAUGAAAAUGUUGUAAAUAGAAGUUUUUCCAAGCGUAGCAUUGCCCAACGCCGGGAAGAAAAAUGUGGUUUCAAUGCUUCCGGCAUAAGUACUCCGGCGAUGUCACCGCCACCGGAUAGGGAAACUUUUCUCACAAUACCGCCGGGACUAACUCCGACAGCAUUGCUGGACUCUCCGGUUAUGCUUCCGAAUUCACAGGCACCACAAUCUCCUACUACUGGAAGCUUUCAACAGUUCCCCAUUAUCAUUAAUCAAGAAAACUCAAUGUCCACUCCUCCUCAUGUGGUCAUCAAUGCUAAUUGUCCAAUCAAGACUAAUAAUGUUAUUGAUCAUCAUCAUCAUCAUCCCCUCUUAUUCCCAUCUUCAUCAAACACUCAGAUUAUAUCGAGAUAUCAUGAAUUUCCGAAAGUAACUACCUUAAAGAAGUGCAGUUCAGAUACAUCACCUCCUCCUGAUAUAAAUAAUCAACAAAACAUGAGUGGUAUUAGCUUAACAAAUACUACUAAUCUAGAAAAUUGCCCUUUAAGAGGUGCAAUGAAUCCAAAUAUUACUAAUUCAAUCGGACCAGAUGAUGGAUAUACUUGGAGAAAAUAUGGUCAGAAAUCUGUCAAAGGUAGUGAAUUUCCUAGAAGCUACUAUAAAUGUACUCAACAAAAUUGCUUUGUGAAGAAAAAAGUAGAACGUUCUCUAAAUGGACAAAUUACCGAAAUUAUCUAUAAAGGGGAACAUAAUCAUCAGAAAUCUCAACCUAUUCGACGUGCAACGAUAAGUUCAAAGUCCUGUGAUUUAACAGGGAUAUCAAAAAAGAAUGAAGGAAAUGGUGGCUCAAAUAUUUAUAGGAAUAUGCAAUUUGAAGGCAAUAAGAAUGUUAGAGCUCUUUCAAGUUUGAAAAGAACAUAUUCACCAUCUAUUUUGACAAAGGUUUCUGAUUCAUUAAUAUUAAAUAAUUCAAAUAUCAAUAUGAAUGUGUUUGAAAUACCCGAAACUAUUCAUGAACCUUCUUCUACACUUGUGAGUUGUGAUGAUGAAGAUGAAGAUGAAGUUAGAGCCACGGAAGGGAUCAUUUCCCUAGGUGAUGAUAUUGAUGAUAAUGAAUUUGAGCACAAAAGGAGGUACUUUUUAUUUUUUAUCUAUCAUUGUCCUUAUAUCCUUUUCUUCAUUUGA
Messenger RNA from Solanum tuberosum (potato), 1212 nucleotides. RefSeq names its product WRKY transcription factor SUSIBA2-like. The transcript is spliced from 3 exons. Gene Ontology annotation, molecular function: DNA-binding transcription factor activity; sequence-specific DNA binding. NCBI's taxonomy places the organism in Eukaryota, Viridiplantae, Streptophyta, Magnoliopsida, Solanales, Solanaceae. The record is from RefSeq and is a predicted model, not a curated record. Gene Ontology annotation, biological process: regulation of DNA-templated transcription. The coding region runs from base 1 to 1212 and encodes 403 amino acids.